Molecule: messenger RNA, 2172 nt
Organism: Sapajus apella (tufted capuchin)
Lineage: Eukaryota; Metazoa; Chordata; Mammalia; Primates; Cebidae
Gene: CHST14
Product: carbohydrate sulfotransferase 14
Exons: 1
Coding region: 231-1361 (376 amino acids)
Biological process (GO): carbohydrate biosynthetic process; dermatan sulfate proteoglycan metabolic process
Cellular component (GO): membrane
Molecular function (GO): sulfotransferase activity
Source: RefSeq, a predicted model, not a curated record
CGGGACAUCCGGCCCAGGUCCCUCGCCGCGCCCGCCGCCUGCAGCCCACCGCCCGCUUCGGCGCCGCAGCCUGGGAGCCAGCCACCUCUGCACACGCCGGGGCCGCCCCCUGCCCUCUCCGCCCCAACUCCCUCACGGUUCAGACCCUCCUCCCGCCCCCAGCCCGAGCCCGCCUCCCAGGCCGCCGUCAAAUCGGCCGGGCCUGCGCAGGCCCCCACCCCGGGAGCACCAUGUUCCCCCGCCCGCUGACCCCGCUGGCAGCCCCAAAUGGCGCCGAGCCCCUGGGCCGGGCGCUGAGGCGGGCCCCUCUGGGCAGGGCCCGGGCAGGGCUUGGGGGGCCGCCCCUGCUGCUGCCGUCCAUGCUGAUGUUCGCGGUGAUCGUGGCCUCCAGCGGGCUGCUGUUCGUGAUCGAGCGGGGCAUCCUGGCCGAGAUGAAGCCCCUGCCCCUGCACCCCCCCGGCCGCGAGGGCGCAGCCUGGCGCGGGACAGCCCCCAAGCCUGGGGGCCUGUCCCUGAGUGCUGGGGACUCGGACCUGCAAGUGCGGCAGGACGUCCGGAACAGGACCCUGAGGACUGUUUGCAGACAGCCGGGCAUGCCCCGGGACCCUUGGGACUUGCCGGUGGGGCAGCGGCGCACUCUGCUGCGCCACAUCCUCGUGAGUGACCGCUACCGCUUCCUCUACUGCUACGUGCCCAAGGUGGCCUGCUCUAACUGGAAGCGGGUGCUGAAGGUGCUGGCAGGCGUCCUGGACAGCGUGGACGUCCGCCUCAAGAUGGACCACCGCAGUGACCUGGUGUUCCUGGCAGACCUGAGGCCUGAGGAGAUUCGCUACCGCUUGCAGCACUACUUCAAGUUCCUGUUUGUGCGGGACCCCUUGGAACGCCUCCUCUCUGCCUACCGCAACAAGUUUGGAGAGAUCCGAGAGUACCAGCAGCGCUAUGGGGCCGAGAUCGUGAGGCGGUACAGGGCUGGAGCAGGGCCCAGCCCUGCAGGCGACGAUGUUACAUUCCCCGAGUUCCUGAGAUACCUGGUGGAUGAGGACCCUGAGCGCAUGAAUGAGCAUUGGAUGCCCGUGUACCACCUGUGCCAGCCUUGUGCUGUGCACUAUGACUUUGUGGGAUCCUAUGAGAGGCUUGAGGCCGAUGCCAACCAGGUGCUGGAGUGGGUGCGGGCACCACCCCACGUCCGAUUUCCAGCUCGCCAGGCCUGGUACCGGCCAGCCAGCCCUGAAAGCCUGCAUUACCACUUGUGCAGUGCCCCACGCGCCCUGCUGCAGGAUGUGCUACCUAAGUAUAUCCUGGACUUCUCCCUUUUUGCCUACCCACUGCCUAAUAUCACCAAGGAGGCGUGUCAGCAGUGACCAUGGAUGUGGGGCCAGCAGCUGGUGGGGACUGGUUUCAACGCCAGCUUUCUGUGCUUCUGCCUGUCAUUCAGAGAAACCCUGGCCCUGGGGCUUGGGGCUUCUCAGGAUGCCUGGAUGGCAGAGACUGCCCUCGGAAGUUCCUUAUCCAGGGUGGGUGCCCACAGUGGCUCAGAGGACAGGGCUAAUCAGGAGGCCUGCUGCUCCUCACUGGGAGGAUCUCUUAGGGGGUAGACACCAGUUUGCCAGUGAAGCAACAUAUCUGAUCUAAAGACUGGCUCCAGACCCCAGGCUGCCAGGAUUAUGCAGUCCACUCAGUCUACCUUAAUUUAACCUGUGGCCAAACUCAGAGAUGGUACCAGCCAGAAGCAAGCAGGACCAGAGCCAGUCACCCUGUGGCUCUGAUCCCCCAUUUAUCCAUCCCAUGUGCCUCAGGACUGGAGUGAGCAAUCCUACCUUAUAAAUGACUUUUGUGCCUUUCUGCUCCAGACUCAAAAUUUCCUACACCUGCCAGCUCUUUCCAUUUUUCCAAGGAAAGGAAAACGGAAGCAGGGUCCUUGCCUGGUAGCUCCAGGACCCAGCUCUGCAGGCACCCAAAGACCCCCUGUGCCUAGCCUCCUCCUUGAGUUCUAGGAACGUCCUCCCUAAUCCUUCCUUCCCCACAACGCCUUUGAGGUUGUAACUGUGGCUGGUAUAUCUGGCUGCCAUUUUACUGAUGCAUUUAUUUAAAAUUUGUAUGUUUUGUUAGAACCCUUGUAAGGGCUUUGUUUUCCUAAUAGCUGACUUUUUAAUAAAGCAGUUUUAUAUAUAA